UUCACAAAAUAACCAUUUAAAUGUAACCAUUACUGUAACCUUUGUAUUUCAUCAAGUAGGCCUAGUAGGAUGUUAACAUUAGGUUGUGACACUGUUGCAGUUUUGCCAUGCAGAACACGUUCCGACCGUGGCAGUGAAAAUGGAAUGCUAGGCACAGCACAAAUGCUGCUUCGGGCUGACCACAGUGAUAAAUUUAGUGGGAAAAAUGCUCAUGUUUAUGGAGCAUCUACUUCAAAUCAAGUUGUGGAGAGAUGGUGGCGGGACUACCGAGAGGGUAGUGGUGAAUAUUUCCGCGACUGUUUUAAGAUGCUGAAAGAGAAGGGACAUUAUGACCCAUGUGACAACACCGACAGGCGAGUUUUUAAGACGGCUAGCUUGUGAGAGUAUUGGUACUAAAUUCUGUACUGUACUUUGCUACAUUAACUUGCACACUCAUUUCUUGCCUCUUGUCCUACGCUAUCUCACAUCAUCUAUGCAAGCCAAUACCAUGUCAAUUAAAUGGCGCCUCCCUUUACUGUUAUGCGUAGUGACGACAAUUUAAUCCGUUCUGGAACAAGAUUUAUCAUCCUACAAAAUGUAGAGCACAGAGCAGUAAACCAAAACAUUUCAAUUCGUUUCCAAUUUAUAGACCUAUAUUGUGGACUAAUAGCUCUCACUUACAAAACAAAGCAGAAAUAAUUGAACUGUACAAAAUCUUUUUCUUGACCUAGGUGUUGUUUGGCAUUUUGUUUUUUUGCCAGUAAUCCAGCACAGCCUCGACCAAUUUAAACGGUACUGGAAUACACACCGAAUACGUUUACAAAAAGACAAAGCUAGACCGAGUGGGAAUUCCUGAUGUCUUGUAUCAAUUUUCCAGAGAAUACGUUAGGAUUUUUUGGAGGAAAAUACGUACACUACAAUUUAAUACAUAACAAAUAUAAUAUAUAUAUAUAUAUAUACUGGCAAUGACAAAAUGCAAAAUGCCUUGCUUUAAUAACAAAUAUUAGUAUAAAUAUAAUAACAAGAAUACCAGGGUGUAAAUUACAUGGUUGCUAAAUUGCCAAACAAAUGCAUGUUAAAGGACGAGAUAUUGCAUUAACAUUAGGCUAGUAUUUUAUGCAAAAAAAAGCAGUUUAAGUUACAGUACAAAUCAUUAGGUGAAACGCAACUAUUAUAUAAUGAUGCAUUAACUGACAAUGAAUUGUAAGACCCUAAUAGAUUUCCAAAUUUUACGUCAUGUGACAAAUUUGAUAUAAUAUAACAAUAACAUGAUUUUGGAGGGCGUUUACACUUUAUUAUUGACCCGACACUCGUUGGCAGAUUGUCUAUGGAGGGCUGUUAUCAUUAAUGAAGUGUAUUCUGAUUGCUGGACUGGCUUCAA
Molecule: messenger RNA, 1360 nt
Organism: Priapulus caudatus
Lineage: Eukaryota; Metazoa; Priapulida; Priapulimorpha; Priapulimorphida; Priapulidae
Exons: 3
Coding region: 70-381 (103 amino acids)
Source: RefSeq, a predicted model, not a curated record